UUCUACCUAUAGCAUCUAGUUUCGCAGUCAAGUUCAAAUCAUCACAACUUAUAUCCUCAUUGAUCGGUUAAUUAUUGAAUGAGUUUUCGUGGGUUUUAAUUGUUAAUUGAUUAAACAAUGACUGAACAACAACAACAACGGGAACAACUGAACGUGGCCGAGUUGGUGGAGAACGAGAAGAAUAAAACCAACGUCAACUGUACGCACUGCGGCUCACUCAUGCUGAAACCGGGCAGUGCCGAUUACGUGGAAAGCGAGUUCAAUCUGCCAGAACCAUACAAGAAGAAACAUCCCGCGCCAGCAUCCAGCCCAGCCGAAUUUGCCUGCGAGAAGUUGACUCAAUUCUGGGUCGUCAACGACAUGUUCACCUUCGAAAACAUCGGAUUCUCGAACACGGUCGAUCAAACCAAGUAUCUGAUCUGUGCUGACUGCGAAAUUGGCCCGGUCGGGUAUCACGAUCUCCAGACGAAACGAUGCUACGUGGCACUGCAGCGGGUAAAGCACGUGGAUGCUUGAGGUGGACCGACUACUCUUGGACAUUGAAUCCGAGAGCUAGGGAGUUUUUUUUUUUCGUUCCAUACACUGUUCGGAUGUAUUUGAUUCUGCAAUUAUUUUAUUUCUUAGGACUGUCCUAAAACUAUUUACUCUUAACAAGAAAUAAAACUAGAACCUAUUUUCUGAAUGAAA
Molecule: messenger RNA, 687 nt
Organism: Aedes albopictus (Asian tiger mosquito)
Lineage: Eukaryota; Metazoa; Arthropoda; Insecta; Diptera; Culicidae
Gene: strat
Product: guanine nucleotide exchange factor MSS4 homolog
Exons: 2
Coding region: 118-516 (132 amino acids)
Biological process (GO): small GTPase-mediated signal transduction; post-Golgi vesicle-mediated transport
Cellular component (GO): cytosol; membrane
Molecular function (GO): guanyl-nucleotide exchange factor activity; zinc ion binding
Source: RefSeq, a predicted model, not a curated record